UUGUGGAAGGUGCGGUGACAAGUAUUUUGUCUUUAUUUCCGACUUUCAUGGCUUGAGAUCUCGAAUGAUUUCGCAGCUACAAUUAUGACAACAAACGGCGAUGAAAAGAUUGAAAAACAGGCGAUUUUGGAGCGGUUUCGCGACGUAACUCUGACUGACGUCACCACCGCUGUGCAAAUUUUGGAGGCUUCUUGCUGGAACAUUGAAGUUGCACUUGAUAAGUAUUUGUAUGCAAAACCAGAUGACAUGGGGACCACAGGAAACCCAAUUGAGAUCCUAGAUUCACCUGAGAAACCACCUGUUCAGCAAAGUUCAGUGAUGCAGGCAACAUCACAAGACAGUCAAAUAAACACAAGUGACAAUUUAAAGCUGUUGUCAUGGAAUAUUGAUGGUCUUGAUGGAAACCAAACAAGAGAAAGAACAAGAUAUGUCAUUAGUCUGAUCAAGGACAGGCAGCCAGAUGUGGUCUUUUUACAAGAGGUUAUUGAUGGAACAUUUCAGAUAUUUGAAAGUCAACUUCAAGAAUACAUGGUUCUUAGAGCUUACACUGGAGUAGCUUACUUCAAUGCAAUGUUGUUACGAAAAACAACAAUAAAACCAACAACAGAAUUCCAAUGCAAGCUUUUCAUGACAAGUAAAAUGGGUCGUCAUAUCCUCACUCAACCUGCCCUGCUCUAUGAUAAAAUCAAGUUAGUUUUGAUGACGUCACAUCUUGAAAGCACCAAAAACUGUGUACAAGAAAGAAAGAAACAACUGAAAGAGGUAUAUACUGAGAUUUCUURGCAGGAUGGAGAGGAGUUUGUCAUAUUCGGUGGGGAUACAAACUUAAGAGAUAAAGAAGUUCAAGAUGUCGGCCUUCCUUGGCGUAUUGACGAUUUGUGGGAAGCCUGUGGAAGUAAUAUAACUACCAAGUACACUUGGGAUACCAGCAAGAAUGACAAUUUAGGCAUGGAAUGGAAAUGCAAGUUGAGAUUUGAUAGAAUUUACUAUCGUAAAAAUAACAACAUUUCCUUGAACCCUGCUUGUUUCACAUUAGUUGGUCAGGAGAGGUUAGCCUCAGGUUGUUUUCCAAGUGACCAUUGGGGAAUUUGGUGUGAAUUUGAACAAACUCACUUGCAAAAGAAUAAAUAGAAAAGAUGGAGGUAGAGAAGGUCCAUGUAAAGCUGUAGUGGACAGGAAAUCCAAGAAGAAAUGCAAGGAAAGUUUUUUGUUUUAAAACAC
This is a messenger RNA of Exaiptasia diaphana, 1221 nucleotides long. Its product is annotated as tyrosyl-DNA phosphodiesterase 2. The transcript is spliced from 5 exons. The record is from RefSeq and is a predicted model, not a curated record. Lineage: Eukaryota; Metazoa; Cnidaria; Anthozoa; Actiniaria; Aiptasiidae. The coding region runs from base 85 to 1131 and encodes 348 amino acids. Gene Ontology annotation, biological process: double-strand break repair. Gene Ontology annotation, molecular function: single-stranded DNA binding; 5'-tyrosyl-DNA phosphodiesterase activity. Gene Ontology annotation, cellular component: cytoplasm; PML body.